AUGAAUCAUGAUCACAGUUCUAUGAGCGGCAUGGACAUGGGCGGUAUGGACUCCGGCUCUUCAUCGUCCAGUGCCUCUUCUAGCACCUCAUCGAUGAUGACGAUGGCCAUGGUCUUUACCAAUGCCCACGACACACCUCUGUUCUCAUCCGCCUGGGCACCCUCCUCAUCAGGGACCUACGCCGCAACGUGCAUUUUUCUUAUUGUCCUCGCGAUCAUCGACCGAUGCCUGAUUGCUUUCAAAGCCUCCAUGGAGCGUCACUGGCUGAUCCAUCACCUGAACCGUCGCUAUAUUGCCAUUGCUGGGAAAACCAGCGAGGCGGGACGUAUUAACGCGGAUCCCGAUGCGAAGACUGCCUCGCUGGUGACGGCGCAAGGUGUGGAGGAAAGUGUCAAGAUCGUGCACAGCAUCUCUCAUGGGCCAAUCCCAUGGCGAUUCAGCGUGGAUGUGCCGCGGGCAAUCCUUUUCCUCUUCAUUGCUGGGGUCUCCUAUCUCCUCAUGCUGGCCGUCAUGACGAUGAAUGUGGGCUACUUUUGCUCAGUGCUCGCCGGUGCCUUUAUUGGCGAAUUGGCUGUCGGUCGAUACAUCCAGUGGAAUGACCAUAAUCACUGA
Messenger RNA from Penicillium oxalicum, 612 nucleotides. Its product is annotated as copper transporter family protein. Gene Ontology annotation, biological process: copper ion transmembrane transport; intracellular copper ion homeostasis. Bases 1 to 612 code for a protein of 203 amino acids. The record is from RefSeq and is a predicted model, not a curated record. The transcript is spliced from 2 exons. Gene Ontology annotation, cellular component: plasma membrane. Lineage: Eukaryota; Fungi; Ascomycota; Eurotiomycetes; Eurotiales; Aspergillaceae. Gene Ontology annotation, molecular function: copper ion transmembrane transporter activity.